UUUUUUCACAUCGAUAAAACGUCGUCGUUCAUGUGUUUCAUAUAGACCAGUAAACCAGUAAAGCCAUUGCCAAUUUCGCAAUAACAGGCAGAAAGCUAUUUGCACGCGCUCCUCGUUUUAUUAUCCCGGCUAGGCGGCUCCAUUAUGCUUAAAUCAAGCUUCGCUCCCAUUUUCUCAACCUUUCCCGCCAAAAGCCUAUCGCCGCCGAAGCCACCGCCGGGCACUAUCUUCACCUGCUUCGCACACACUGCGCCAACUGUUCGACAAAAUGCCUCAACCAAAACCCCCGCCACCAUUCUCCCGCUUCCCACUUCCGCCUACAUCCACCUCCCUUUCUGCCGGAAGCGCUGCCACUACUGCGACUUCACAAUCGUCGCCCUCGGCUCUGCUUCCACCCAAACGGACGACGACCCGCGAAUGACAAACUACGUCCAGUUACUCUGCCGAGAAAUCAACGCCACGAAAGUCGAAAAUAAGACCAACCCGCCUCUGGAGACGGUGUUUUUUGGCGGCGGCACGCCGUCUCUUGUGCCGCCAAAGCUCGUUAAUUCCGUUUUAGAGACGUUGAGGUUGAAAUUCGGGUUGAGUUUGGAGGCUGAGGUGUCGAUGGAGAUGGACCCGGGGACUUUCGAUGCGAAGAAGAUGAGGGAAAUGAUGGAGCUGGGUGUGAAUAGGGUGUCAUUGGGAGUUCAGGCGUUUCAGGAAGAGCUGUUGAAAGCUUGUGGGAGAGCUCAUGGUCUUAGGGAAGUCUACGAGGCUAUGGAGAUUGUUGGGGAAUGUGGGGUUGAGAACUGGAGCGUGGAUCUUAUCUCUUCUCUGCCUCACCAGACCCCGGAAAUGUGGGAGGAGAGCUUGAGGCUGACGGUUGAAGCUCGUCCAACCCAUGUUUCGGUUUAUGAUUUGCAAGUCGAACAAGGCACGAAAUUCGGGUUGUUGUACACACCGGGGGAGUUCCCGUUGCCUUCGGAAACACGGUCAGCUGAGUUUUACAAGAUGGCGUCUAGGAUGCUUUCAGAUGCGGCUUACAACCACUACGAAAUUAGCAGUUACUGCAAGAGUGGAUAUCACUGCAGACACAAUCUCACUUAUUGGAAGAACAAACCUUUCUAUGCAUUUGGCCUCGGCUCUGCUAGCUAUGUCGAUGGUGUGAGGUUUUCGAGACCAAAGAGGAUGAAAGAGUAUACGGGUUAUGUGGAGAAUUUGGAAAAUGGAUUGGUGGAUCGCUGUGAAAAUAAUCGUACUGCACAGGAUAUGGCCACGGAUGUUGUUAUGCUCUCUCUUAGAACUUCAAGAGGUCUGGAUUUGAAGUCUUUCGGAGAAGCAUAUGGCAGCUCUCUCGUUCUUUCUCUUUGCAAGGCCUAUAAACCUUAUGUUGAAAGUGGGCAUGUGGUUUUCUUGGAUGAACAGAGAAGGGCCAUCGCUGCAGAUGAAUUUGACGCCUUGCAAGUAAACAAGGAGGAGACUGAAAGAAGUCCUGCCUACAUUCGGCUUAGUGAUCCAGACGGUUUCCUUUUGUCGAAUGAAUUGAUAUCGCUUGCAUUUGCAGUUGUAGCUCCAUAAGUCAAGUGCAAUUCCAUGCACCUGCAGCAUCUGGUGGUAGAGUGAAACACAAACACUCAAGUAGCAGUUUCAUGGCAUCGUCCGAAGCUGAAUGUUUCGUAUUUUCUAUAUAGCAUAGCGUCUGUAGAGACAAUUAAACUCUUGCACCUUUCGUUGUCAUAGCCGAGGAGAAAAUGGUACAGCAGAGAAUCGUGCCCGGGACAUGCGUCGUUCAAAUGAUAAGCGACCAGCUGAGCAUAUUCAUCCACGCACUAAUCAUUAGAUCAUUUAAAGGUGACUCGUCGUAACAGUUGUAAUAAAAGAUCAUUCGCAAAGAGAAGCGAAGUACUUGUUCUCUUAUAAAUUAAGAAAAUCUUUGUUUGUUAGAAAAUCAAUGUUACACGGACC
Molecule: messenger RNA, 1947 nt
Organism: Pyrus x bretschneideri (Chinese white pear)
Lineage: Eukaryota; Viridiplantae; Streptophyta; Magnoliopsida; Rosales; Rosaceae
Product: heme chaperone HemW
Exons: 2
Coding region: 145-1560 (471 amino acids)
Biological process (GO): porphyrin-containing compound biosynthetic process
Cellular component (GO): cytoplasm
Molecular function (GO): coproporphyrinogen oxidase activity; 4 iron, 4 sulfur cluster binding
Source: RefSeq, a predicted model, not a curated record